Messenger RNA from Aureobasidium pullulans EXF-150, 891 nucleotides. RefSeq lists its product as uncharacterized. Bases 1 to 801 code for a protein of 266 amino acids. The record is from RefSeq and is a predicted model, not a curated record. NCBI's taxonomy places the organism in Eukaryota, Fungi, Ascomycota, Dothideomycetes, Dothideales, Saccotheciaceae. The transcript has 4 exons.
AUGCACCACAAAACUUUUCCACCCUUCAUACAUGCGCAGUCAAUGUUAUUGCACAGCAACAACGAUAAUAUGGAGCCACUCGCCAAUUGUCUCAGUCUGAUGUACAUGAUCGGCGGCAACCUACGAGGAAGCAGAAAGUUGUUCUGGAAGAACGUGAGUAUGGAGUGUGAACGGUUGCGUGAAGAGCACGCAAAGUUGAAUGCAUGGGAGUUACUCGCUUCCAUGCAAGCUCUUUCUAUCUAUCUCCUGGUCAGACUGCAAGAAGGAGAAACAGACUAUAACAACUAUGAUUACUUGAUGCUCACCACAGUCAUUGUUAUCUCAAAGGUGUUUGCUAGAACUGAAUCGGGGUGCGAUGUUGAAACGGCAUGUUCGAGCCACAAUCUGGAGAUGAACUGGAAAGCUUGGGUUUUUCUAGAAUCAAGAAGGAGAUUGGCUGUGAUCUACCGAGUCGUCGACAUGCUUGUCUACUUCGAGCCAGCGGGUAUGUGUGGCUUGCAAAAAGACCUCAUCAUCGCUCCACUACCGGCCAAGAAGCAGCUUUGGGAGGCGGAUAACAAGAUUUUGUGGGAAGAGCAAGGCAAGCGAGACAGUGCAAUCCAGGACAGUUUUGCGCUAGCCGCAAAUGGCGAGCUCGUCAAGUUGGAUCAAGGACAGUUGUAUUGUAGUAAUGGAGAGCUACGGUACCGGCUAUCAACCAACAACUCCCCAGCCUCAUCUGCAACGAACUGGGAGUAUUGGUGUUCAGGGAUGGACGGACUAGGCGGACUUGUCAUGCUUGCAGCAUCAUUGAUAGUCUAACUCUGUAUGAAAAGAGGGUGGAAAAAGAGUGAGUUCGAGCUGUUGCGUUGUAUGACCACAAGAAUAUAGACGGUCGACGAUCAUCCAGCG